Messenger RNA from Trichomonas vaginalis G3, 504 nucleotides. Its product is annotated as SANT/myb-like telomere repeat binding factor-like DNA-binding domain-containing protein. The record is from RefSeq and is a predicted model, not a curated record. Bases 1 to 504 code for a protein of 167 amino acids. The transcript has a single exon. Lineage: Eukaryota; Parabasalia; Trichomonadida; Trichomonadidae.
AUGAAAACGCGUGUUAUGAACUUCAAAGAAUUUAUAGAUAACGUACCAGUGAAAAAAGCAUCAUAUAGCGAAGUACUUAUUGCUAUGGCGGAAAGUAAACAAAUUACUCAACAAAAACCAACAGAAUAUCAGACAUUCAAUAGAACCAACCCAUUAAUGGAAAAGAAACCAGAAAAGCGACCAGAAAAACGUCAGGCAAUACCAUGGACUCAAGAGGAAGUUGAUGCAAUAGAAGAUGGUGUUAAAAAAUAUGGAAUUGGACAUUGGACUCUUGUAUAUGAAUUGCAUAAGGACAUAUUCAUGAAAAAUGAAAGAAAGUCUAGUGACGUUGGUGAUAAAUGGAAAAAUAUGAAAACAAAACCACAAUAUCAAAAAUAUAUUACUGAAGAUAAAAAAGCGCAUCCAAAAACUGUAAAUCCGCCACAAGAACCAAAUAAGCCAGUCGCUACAUUAGUUGUACCAACAAAUUCGCAUCCUAAUGCAAUUCCGAAUCCAAAGCAAUAA